UGCUCGUGUGGAUCCACGGAGGCGGCUUCACCGAGGGCACCGGCAACGGGUGGGGCCCCGAGCCCUUCAUGGAGCACGACGUCGUGCUCGUCACCUUCAACUACCGCCUCGGACCCCUAGGUUUCCUGAGCCUGGGGACCAAGGAAGUACCCGGCAACGCUGGAAUGAAAGAUCAGACGAUGGCGCUUCGCUGGGUAAAAGAGAACAUUGCUGUGUUCGGAGGAGACCCGGAAAAUGUCACCAUCUUCGGCGAGAGUGCGGGUGCGGCUUCUGUUCAUCUCCACCUGCUGUCCCCGUUGUCUAAAGGUCUGUUCCGGCGUGCGAUCGCGCAGAGCGGGUCCGCGCUGUGCUCGUGGGCAAUCUCCAGGGACCCGGUGGGCCGCGCCAAGCGCCUGGCUGUGGCCGCAGGGUGCGGGGCCACCGUUCCAGACGACCUCGACGCCUUGCACAAAUGGUUCUGCGAGGCGCCGGCGGAGGCGCUGGUGCGGGCGCUGGACGCGGGCCGGUCGGCCGAGGAGCGGCGGCGCGGCGUGGUGUUCACGUUCCUGCCGGUGGUGGAGCCCGCGCUGCCGGGCGCCUUCCUGGCCACGAGCCCCGACCGCGCGCUGGCCGACCUGCUGGCCGCGCCUCGCUCGCCUCGCGUGCCCGUCGUCUUCGGACUCACCUCGCACGAGGGCAUCCUCAUGCUGCCAGCUGUGCCGACGCCGGAGGCCCUGGAGCAAGUGGACGCCCACUUCGAGUACGCGGUGCCCUUCGACCUGGUGGCCGACCGCAGCGACACGGCCCGCACGCGAGAGCUGACCACGGACACCGUGUUCGCGCACGCGGUCACCCAGACCGCCCGCGCGCACGCCCGCCUGGGCGCGCCGGUCUACCUGUUCGAGUUCGCGUACGUGGGGCGCCUCAACCUCCUGGGGCCGCUGUUCGGCUCGCAGCGCGUGCCGGGCGCGUGCCACGCCGACGAGCUGGGCUACCUCUUCCACGUGGACCGCCUGCCCGCCGUCGAGCCCGACAGCCCCGAGGCGCGCGUGCGCCGGCGCAUGGUGCGCAUGUGGGUGGACUUCGCUCAAUCCGGGAACCCCACUCCAGCUUUGGAUGAAGAAAUAACUCAUAAGUGGGAACAGUUUUCAGAGGCCGAACCCAACUAUCUAAGCAUUAACGACGAACUUUCAGCUGGCAAAGGGCUAUUCAAAGAACGCAUCGCGUUUUGGGAUGACCUCUAUAAAGCUGAGGGAACUCAAAAAUCGUAUUUAGCUAGUCCGAAGUUGGGAGAAGUGAAUGAUUAUGUUGAGGAUAUAGUGGGGGAUGUCAAGUUGAAAAUGAGUUGUUUCUGGUGGGUGUUAAUAACGUCUGUUUGUGUUUGUUCUGAAUACAAAUGUGCUAUUUUAAAUAUCAAAUCUCUAAACAAG
Molecule: messenger RNA, 1409 nt
Organism: Gryllus bimaculatus (two-spotted cricket)
Lineage: Eukaryota; Metazoa; Arthropoda; Insecta; Orthoptera; Gryllidae
Source: the annotation of a GenBank genome assembly